This is a messenger RNA of Dicrocoelium dendriticum, 2398 nucleotides long. NCBI's taxonomy places the organism in Eukaryota, Metazoa, Platyhelminthes, Trematoda, Plagiorchiida, Dicrocoeliidae. The record is from the annotation of a GenBank genome assembly.
AGAAUGGCUGGCGUAGUUUUGGAAACUCUGAAUGUAUGGAAGCUCUCGGCGUUUGGAACACUUAUGUUCAUAGCAUUGGUUUCGUUCUUCGUCAUUGGUGGUUUAGUGAGCCCUUCACCGAACAGCUCUGAACAGAUUCUUAUGUCCAGAUGUGUAGAUUAUUCCGGUGACAGCAGCAAAUGGAUCUAUGUUCGACAUUUUGAGUCCAAUGGUUCAGGUACAAAUUGUGGCGAGAUUCUUCCUGACGGUGAUCUUGACGAAGUUAUUCCCGAAGGAGUGGACGAAAAUCAACUAGUUUUUGUGGCCCAGUUUCCCCAUCCUCGCGACGGAUACAAACUCACCAUGACUCGUUGGUUUCAGCAAAUUAUUGCUGUCCUCAUGCUAGACAUCAAGCACAAGUUUGGUAAUAGGCUCAUUGCUAACGAUGCGAAAAUUUUGUUUGACCUGAGGCUCGGUUAUCGUAACGGUGACGAUCCGAAGGGUGUUUGGCACGAAUUAGCACAUUCGAUUGAAACUCGACCACUCCGGUGUACUCCUGACCCCGCUGCGAAAGAUCAUUUGAAUCAGCUGCGUCCUUCGGAUUCCGAUUUUUACUACGAAUGUGAGGUUAUACCUUUGUUCUCGCUAGCAAGUUGUCAUCAUGAGGAAUACGUGUUGAAUUUGCGUAUACCGAAAGAUGUGAACGGAUCUCUCGGUCAAUCGGGAAGUGUACUUCAGGACGUCUGGAUGGUCGAAAUCCACCAAAACGGAGGGUUCACCAAAAUUUGGUUUUCCCUGAAAACAAUGGUUUUUCCAUUCUCUGUUUUGGCACUGUGCUUCUUCGUUUAUCGUGUACGAGAACUGAACCGUCCCUUCACCGUUCUUGAUCGCACUGUUGUGGUUCUUGGUUCCGGUCUCAUACUCCUGAACUGCCCCGUUGAAUGGAUCUCGCUCGUAUGGAACAGCUCUUUCUGGAUAAUCCUAAGUGACAUUCGACAGGGCUUUUUCUUCGCUGUACUCGCUUGCUUUUUACUUGUGUUUACGGGCGAGCAUAUGAUGGAUAAAUCGCCCUCAGUUAACCGCGUUUACUGGCCUCGGCUACUAUUGGUGAUCACCUCGUGCACUUCUUUGUCAAUCUUCGAGCUCGCUGAGCGGGGGGUUCAAAUCAGGAAUCCGUUUUACAGCAUUUGGUCUCACCCUACGGCUGCCAAGCUCGGUAUCGCUAGUAUCGCUGUUGCGGCUGUUUGCGCUGCCGUGUACACCGGGUACCUGGCUCUUCUCAUUUUCCGUGCGCUCUUGCAAAUUUUCAGCAAACGCCGUCUGUUGACACGCCUUCCUGCAGAACAGUGCACCUACUACAAGGGUGUCAUCUAUCGAUUUAUUGUGCUCAUUAGUUGCACUUCUGUGUGUGCGGGUCUCACCAUCGCCUUCUUCAUGUUUAACAGGCUCACCGAGGACCGGUGGACUUGGGGAGAACGGUCCGUAGAAUACGGAUCAGCAUUCAUUACCGGUGUGUAUGGAAUGUGGAAUGUAUACGUGAUCUCCAUUCUUUGUUUGUAUGCUCCUUCUCACAAGUUUCGCAGUUCUUCUGGCAGAGAGUUGUAUGGUCGUUUGGUUAGCAGUACUGCUGUUGCUGCCACAGAUCCAUGUCAACAGGCUGAUCUUGAUCUUUCGGGUCGAAGCGAAGGUAUCCCACUUUGCCCAAUGAGCGUUGACGACAGUGGACAGACGUGUCUGACGGAUGAAGUCGGUCCAACGGGACCGGGAGGUCUGAAAUUUCUGCGGAAAGUUGCGAUUGACUGAGAAUCAAAUCGGGAAUCCUGGGCACUGUUAUUUAGCUGAACUGAUCUCUUUUCAUUGCUUUCCGCAUUUAUAGCUCCUGUCUCAUUCUCGAUUUUUUACUAUAUUGAACAAGCAUUUAAGACCAUUACGUAAAUUUUAUUAACUUGACUUGGCUGAGUAUUUUCAUCCGCUUGUACGCCUAUUCUUUCAUUCCUUGCCAUUACGUGCCUUAUCCCUCUUUUUUGUUACGUGGCCAAUGGAUUCAGGCCUACAAUCAAUAUAUUGUGCCUCAUUUGACCGUUUGCACGCUAUGUAUGUUUUUCCUAUUUCACGUAUAUGUCAAGUUUGGCGAAACAUUGUUAUCCACCUGUAUUACACCGUUGCCGUUCGGGUGUUUAAUCCAGAAUACAGCGGUUUCUUUUCCUAUUGCUCUGCUAGGUGGUGCACACACUUGUAUACGCGGUUUUCGUUUCAGACAUCUUUCCCCUCUGCGCUUUCACUUUCGCGUUUUUCAUUUUUAAGGUUCGAACGCUUCGUCACCUCAUUGGACGACACAUUUAUAAACUUCUUUCUCCUAUCCGUAAUACUCUAUUAACUGUAAUUUCUACCUUUACUUUUCGUCUUAUAAACAUCACAA